Molecule: messenger RNA, 963 nt
Organism: Oikopleura dioica
Lineage: Eukaryota; Metazoa; Chordata; Appendicularia; Copelata; Oikopleuridae
Source: the annotation of a GenBank genome assembly
AUGAGGAAAAUUCUUGUUUUGAAAAUUCUUCUUCAUUUCUUCAAGGUCGAGGCUUGGAUCGCUGAAAAAUCUUACAAAGAAAAUCCAUGCUAUUCGAAAAACAACUGCAAACCCGAGGAAGUUUGCGUCCCAGAAGGGCAAUCGCUGUACCAAUGCUGCGAUGUUGGAUGGGAUUAUGAUGAAUUUGAAAAAUGCCGUAGUGGGAUCGCCCAUCCAUGCCUUGACCAACAUCCCUGUCAAGAGGAUGAGGUCUGCCAGCAGAAGAUUAAAACUAAUGAGAUUUCUCAUGACUUCGAUUGUGUCAAAAAGGAUGAAAAAUGUCUCGGAACAGUCGUUUGCGAGGAGUACCACCUUGGUUCCUGUUCCGCCAAUCAUCCGGAAAACCGAACUCGCAUUCCCGUCCGCAGCCUCGGCGACUGCUACAACCUUUGCGACCAACGAGACGAUUGCCUCGGCUUCGACAUUGACGAAAAGGGCGGCUGUUUUCUCGCUAAUCAAGACUGCCUCGAAGGAAACUCGACUCUUGUCCAAGAUGAUGGUCUUGAAGGCUGGUCAAAGUAUGAAUGCCCUUGGGGAUGGUGGUGCUAUUAUAUGGAUUUGAGCAGUUACAAGCCGAUUAAUAGAAAACUUCGGAUUCAGUACAUUUACUAUCCGAUGAAGAAAUGCAAAGCGCCCGAGCGCUCAGAGGAAUGCUCAAAAGACUUGUUGAAGGACCUCGAUGAUCAUAUGAAGCAAGGCAAUGUCAUGCUAUCAAUAGAGCCAAGCGUCAAAGAACUAGCAGGAAUCUACGGCGAAAUUCAAACGCUCGAGACAUCUUUUGCCGACCAAGCGAAUGGAUAUAUCAACGUUCUCGUCGGCCUAAGUGUGUUGCUCCUGCUGAUUAAAAUUGUCGGGAUGAUUUUGAAAGCGACGAAGACGGAUGAGAUCAUCAUUGAAAAAUUGCCGACAAAACAAAUUCUCUGA